Phoenix dactylifera (date palm) is the source of this 913-nucleotide messenger RNA. Its product is annotated as cytochrome B5-like protein. Lineage: Eukaryota; Viridiplantae; Streptophyta; Magnoliopsida; Arecales; Arecaceae. Gene Ontology annotation, molecular function: heme binding. Gene Ontology annotation, cellular component: intracellular membrane-bounded organelle; membrane. The record is from RefSeq and is a predicted model, not a curated record.
CGCCAGUCCCCAGUUGUGGCUGGCCGUGCAGCUCGUCAGCACAAAAGAUUCUCUCUCUCUCUCUCUCUCCGAGCAGCUUGUUUUCUUUAAAGCCCAUCAUCGCUCCGUGCUCCCUCCCUCGAGCACACUCCGUCCCCAUCUCCCACUUCUGGGGCCGCUAAAAUCUUAAACCCUAGAUCAAACCCGCGUCCAGGGACGAGAACCUGGGCGGAUCCGGCGGCGUUAGCUUCGAUCUUGGGGACUUCUGAGUCUUGAUUCAAAUGGAGAUGAUUGUCAUGACAUUGGUUGUACUUAUUGUACUUGGAGCUCUUUAUCUCAUCCCAAGAUCAAAAAAUAAAGGUAAAGCUAAAGGAACUAAUACCAGUGCUACGUCAAAGACAUUGAAGACUUACACACAGAAAGAGGUCUCCCUACAUAAUAAGAGAGAUGAUUGUUGGAUCAUUGUCAAAGGAAAGGUGUAUGAUGUUACUCCAUAUGUGGAGGAACAUCCAGGUGGCGAUGCUAUACUAAACAAUGCUGGAGGUGAUUCAACCGAGGGAUUUUACGGGCCACAACAUGCUACUCGUGUCUUUGACAUGGUUGAUGAGUUCUACGUUGGGGACCUGAAGAGCUGAAGUUUAAGCUAUCUGAAAUCUGAAACUUAGAAAAAUUCCGUGAGCUCCACAUCAAAUGCCUUCGAGAGUAUUGCAGGCCUAAUUCAAAACUAGUCUAGUUAGCAGAUAGACAGUGCUAUGUUCCCUGUAGUGCUAGUGUAGUUUUUCGUAGAACUGCAAUGACCUGUGGGAAGGUACUCUUCAGUCUACCUCUUAAACUGAUUCGAGCAACUUUCAAAAACUAUGUUGAGAAUUAACAAAUUAUUUGCGAAUUUCUUGCUAACUCAACGUGCUUGCUAGCAAAAACAGUUUUCAAUCUA